Messenger RNA from Ooceraea biroi (clonal raider ant), 2343 nucleotides. RefSeq names its product RNA polymerase I-specific transcription initiation factor RRN3 homolog Tif-IA (gene Tif-IA). Lineage: Eukaryota; Metazoa; Arthropoda; Insecta; Hymenoptera; Formicidae. Gene Ontology annotation, biological process: transcription initiation at RNA polymerase I promoter. Gene Ontology annotation, cellular component: nucleus. The record is from RefSeq and is a predicted model, not a curated record. Gene Ontology annotation, molecular function: RNA polymerase I general transcription initiation factor activity; RNA polymerase I core binding.
GGCAAUAUUCCUAUUCACCCGUGCACGUGUGACCGCAGUCAAAAGUGCGGGUGAGCUGCAAUAUUGAAUGUUGCAAGUUGCAUAAGAUUUGUUAAUAUUGUGAACUUUUAUAAUUGAAUCACUCUAGUUCAGAAUAGGAAGGCGAUAAUCGGCCAAUAAUCGUCGUGAUAUUGUGAACUAAACCUAGCGUAUGGCUUAUAGCCGAGAGUCCAUCAUCGUGUAGUCAUCGUCGUCAACGUGUGACGGGCACAUGAGGAACAAUACCGAGCGGUAUCGAAAUAGUACGCGUCCAAAACGUAAACGAAUAUAUCUACGGCAUUCGUUAAAAAGAGCGAACGUUACUCGGAGAGGGAGAAUUUUAUUUGACAAAGUGAUUAAUUUAGUAUAAUCAAUGCCAAAAUGUCAGUGGUAUCCUCAAGGAUCAGUAGUGUGUCUUCUAUACUGAAAGCCACAGGAGUCAGAGACCAGCUGAUUAAGCGGUCUAACAAAGUAUGCUUUAAACUGCCAAAGAAUGUCAAGUGUAUAUUAUAUAAUUUCCAGAGCGGUAGUGAAAUUAAAGAAUACGAAAACUUGAUACACUUGCUUCAAGCAGGUAGUUUGAAGGAUGACAAUUUAGCUGAGUUUCUAACUGACCUAAGUCAGUAUGUAUCCUCUCUAGGCACCAGACAUGAAUUAUUUAUUCAAGCCCUCCUUCGGAUCGACUGGGUAAACAGAUCGCCAGAGGUGAUUUCCAAAUACAAGCUCCUUUUGCUGGAUUUGAUAUGUGUCCAAACCUGUCACAUAAGAACUGUGAUACAUCAUCUAGUUGAAUUGUUGAAGCUAGAAGGUAACAAUGCGAAAGACGAAAUUGGCGAGUUCAAAAAUGAGGACGUAGAGAGGCUGGAUCACGUGCACGAUGUGUUACGCAAAAUUUUGGAAUUGGUGCCAAUGUCCGACGAGUACGUGUUGCAGUGUCUCGAGUUGCAGUUUCCGUACAUAGUGCACAGCACCUACACGCACCGAAUUUACAUCUACGCGUUAUUGAAGAUAAUGGAGUACACGCCUAAACAGAGAUCAAACAUCUUGACCUUAAUUAUUAACAAGCUGAUGAUACUGGACGUUAACAUACCCCGCAAAGAAGUGGAGACGUAUGACGAGGAGGAAGACGAUGAUAUCAGCGAGACGGCUAACGGUGACGAUUCGUCUACAAUAAAUAGCGAUACAGAUAAAGAGGAAGCCGUUAAUCCGAUCGCACAUACGUUAGACACGUGCAUGGAGUUAUUUCUUAAGUACAUGCGCGAGUCCUGUUUCGCAAGCGGCGCUUUGCAGAUAGAAUCCCUGAGAGUACUAUACGUCGAUGUGCUCCGGAUAUUCGAAACGAUAAUACUGACCACGCACGCCAGUCGGUACGUGCAAUAUAUCACGUUCUACGUUUGCAGUUUCAAACCUGUAGUCGCGGAGACGUUCAUGGAUUGGCUGUGGCGCAAAGCGAACAAUCCCAACGUAUCGGUGGUUCUGCGGCAGUCAGCUGCUUGCUACGUGUCUAGCUUGUGCGCCAACGCCUCGUUCAUCGGUCUCGGACUAGUGAAACUGGCGAUGUCGAAAAUGAUUAACUGGAUCCACGAUUAUAUCGCUAGGCACGAGUAUGCGGAAUACGCCGACAGCGAUCCGAAGCCGCACAUUGUCUUUUAUUCCAUUUGCCAAGCGUUCUUUCAUCUGUUCGUCGCGAGGCACCGGGAGCUCGUUGCCUUGAAGAGCGGCAUAUUGUUCCUGCAGGAACUCGAUAUAUCGAGGAUCGUAAAUUGCGGACUAAAUCCGUUGAAGACGUGCGAUUCCCGGAUAGUCCACAAUUUUGCUGAAAUCACGAGUACAUACCAACUCGCCUACUGUUACACCAUAAUCGAGAACAACGAGCGCGGUCAGCUGCCCGUUUUCGGAAUAGCGAAACAAUCAUCUGCUUUGCUCUCGACGUUUUUCCCCUUCGAGUCUUACGCGUUACAGCGCAGUGGGCAAAGAAUAGUUCCUUUACUUCGGUAUAACGUAACGGAUGAGAAUUGAUACCACUAAUAGAGACAUUGUUGCGAAAAACUGUUGCGAAACGCGUGAGUAAGUUGUGCCGCUGUGAUUUGUAUAUUUAUGUAAGUACAGUAUUUUUUCCUUGAGUGUAUAAUAAUUAUCAAGAAACGGAAAUUUCAUUUUUCGAAACUUAAUGCGAUUUUAUGCUUACGUCGGGAAUAUUUAUAAGUAACACGAAUAAAAUAUAGUUUAUGUUGAAAAACGGUUAGUAAAUAGUGCGCUUCUCUUAUUAAUCUUAUACUACAAUUAUCCUAAAUUAUCCUUAUCGAUAAUAUAUCGAACUGUGAC